This is a messenger RNA of Hyaloscypha bicolor E, 3790 nucleotides long. Its product is annotated as NUC173-domain-containing protein. NCBI's taxonomy places the organism in Eukaryota, Fungi, Ascomycota, Leotiomycetes, Helotiales, Hyaloscyphaceae. The coding region runs from base 38 to 3790 and encodes 1250 amino acids. The record is from RefSeq and is a predicted model, not a curated record. The transcript has 2 exons.
CGCAGCAAGGCGCAAAGGGCCCAUCUACUCGUUCAAGAUGUCUCUCCAAGAGAAGCUCGACAAGAUCCGAUCGCCGAAGCUGCAGAACCAGCAUCAGACACACAUUGUACUGUCCGCGGUGGAGGAUACACUGCGGGACCAGAAAACAGAACCCUCACCAACUGGAUAUUUCGCAGCACUUCUUGCCUUACUUCGACAAGCUGUCUCGGCAGCAGGCGUCAAUAAAGAUUUAGCAACUUCGGUUGUCUACCUCCUCGAUGUCGUUACUCCAUAUGCCCCGCAGCCUCUCCUCCGCUCGAAGUUCUCACAAAUCCUCACAAAUAUUGCCCCGGCCUUGACUUUCCCCGAAGCAGACGCUCCCUUGCUCAGACCUUCGAUAGGAUGCCUCGAGUCAUUAUUGGUUGCUCAAGAUUCAGCGGCAUGGGAACUUUCACAAACACAAAUCGGCCCCCGAAGAGCUAUGGCUGGUCUCCUAAAUCUGGCAGUUGAUCACAGGCCGAAGAUCAGGAAGCGGGCACAAGAAGCUAUUACCAAUGUCUUGAAGAACCCACCACCGAGUCCAGCUGUUGAUCACCCUGCUGCAGAUAUGUGUGCUGAGACCGCUUUGAAGAGUUUGAGUGAACUUGCUGCGCGAUCAACCCAAGCAAAGAAACAAAGGAAAAGCGAGACAACCGAGCACGAACCGGCAUUGAUACACGCAUUACAGUUGGUCAAAACAGUCGCGGCUGCUUCGGGAGGCUGGCCUAGCAAGAAGAUCGAAGAAUUGUGCGAAGUGCUUCUCAAUAUCUCAAAAUCUAGCAACGAAUAUAUGACUAUGGCUGCAUUCGAGGUUUUCGAGAUCAUUUUCGAGGGUAUGGCGAAUGACGAAUCCUCCUCAAAACUGCCGAGGCUGUUGGAGGUAAUCUCAGAGCUACGACCAUCUCAGAAUGACUCCCAACUCCUCCCACCCUGGAUUGCUGUGCUCUCGAGAGGUUAUGACGUCUCUGCGCAAAUCGAACCCGAAGAGACUUUCCAAAAGCUCCCGGAGUUGUUCAAUUUGAUUUCAGCCUUCCUGGCAUCUUUAUCACACAACAUUCGAGUUUCUGCCUCGGAAUGUUUGAUCUCGUUUAUGGCAAAUUGCGUCCCGGAUUCUGUUCUCUUGGAGCCGUCAAUAUACGACGAGAAAAUCCUGCGGAGGCUUGCAAAAGUGGCAGUGGAUCUUUUGAGUAUCAAAUACCAGGCUGCUUGGAUGGAAACAUUCAAUGUCAUGGGAGCCAUGUUCGACGGCCUUCGAUGGCAAGCAGAUCCCAUAUUAGCUGAUGUUGUGAAAACUAUUGGCGAGCUUCGUGGCAACGAAUCCUUUAGUGGCAAGAAAGAGGCAGAUGAGAUCAUUGGGAAAGCUGUUCGAGCCAUGGGGCCAGAGAGCGUUCUCAAGAUCCUACCCCUCAAUCUUGCAAAACCAAAGCCAGGACAGCCUGGACGAGCCUGGAUGCUACCUAUUCUGCGCGACUAUGUUAACAACACGAAUCUGCAACAUUUUAAGACUGAGUUCGUUCCGCUCAGCGAACUGAUGUUCCAAAGAGUCAUCGACCAUGGUGAAGCUGAAAAGACCAUGGAGAUCAAGAUUUUCGAGACUCUAGUUCAGCAAAUAUGGGCGCUCCUCCCCGGAUAUUGUGAUCUACCAUUGGAUCUGGUCGAGUCGUUUGACGAAGAAUUUGCAGAAUUGGUUUCAAAUCUACUGUACAAGCAAGUCAACUUGCGAUCUGACGUCUGCAGAGCUCUUCAGACAUUAGUGGAGUCGAACCAAGCGAUUGUUGACAUUGAAGGCGAGGACGAUCUUGUUCUCCAACAUCGCGUUUCAAAGGCUGCUGCUCAGAAGAACCUCGACUACUUGUCAGGAUUCGCAAGUAAUAUGCUAGCUGUUCUGUUUAAUGUCUACAGCCAGACCUUGCCUCAGUACAGAGGCUAUAUCCUAUGCUGCAUCAAUGCCUAUCUGAGCAUUGCUCCUUCUAAGGAGAUCAUGGAGACUUUUGAGCGGGUCACAACGAUGCUGCAGUCGUCACUCUCCGAGGCAGGGACGCAAACGCAGGCAGAAAAACAGAAGCAAAAGCAGCAGAGCGCAACAGAUAAGAUGCCACCUAUGAGCCAUACUCUCAUGGACCUUGUCAUUACCAUCUCCAUCUAUCUACCGAGAGAAAGUUUCAGCACUCUAUUCAAUAUCGCGUCUUUAAUUAUCAUCAAAGAUGACGAUCCACAACUGCAGAAGAAAGCAUACAAGCUCAUCCCCCGACUAGCCGAAUCUCCAGUUGGCAAGCUUGCCUUGGAAGAACGAAGUGCCGAGCUUCAACAGUUACUUCUCGGCAGUGCAGAGAAAGUAUCAGCUCCAGCGAAGAGAGAUCGACUUGCCGCAAUAUCGACACUCAUUCCAUUCCUACCGAAUGACUCCCUCCAUUUUAUCCCUGCAAUUCUCUCCGAGGUUGUCAUCUCUUGCAAGGAAGUCAAUGAGCGUGCCCGAACAGCUGCUUUUGACCUUCUUGUUCUUAUGGGUGAGAAGAUUGCAGCAGCUCCUGGUGUGUUGAUCGAGAACAACAAAGUAGCACACAUGCCAAAGGAUACCCCAGCAGUCGAAGGAACCCUCGAAGAAUACUUCACCAUGGUCAGCGCUGGUUUGGCGGGCAACUCGCCACAUAUGCAAUCAGCUUGUAUCACAGCACUGACUAGGAUUCUCUACCAGUUCCGGGCUGCUCUUAAACCAGAAACCGUCUCCGAACUUGUUGAAACCCUAGAUCUUUUCCUCACCUCCAACAACCGCGAAAUCGUCCGAAGUGUAUUGGGGUUUGUGAAAGUCUGUGUCAUCAGUCUACCUGAGGAUCUCAUGCUCCCCCGACUCAAGACUUUAAUACCAAAUUUAAUGGUAUGGAGUCACGAGCACAAAGCACAUUUCAAGGCGAAAGUCAAGCACAUCCUCGAACGGAUGAUUCGCCGAUUUGGAGCUUCUACUAUAAACCAAUACAGUCCCGAAGAAGACCGCAAGCUCAUCGCCAAUAUUCGGAAGACGAAAGAGCGAAAUAAAAGACAUAAGGAUGCCGCCAAAGCAGCAGGUGCCGAAGGUAGCGAUGAAGAAGGCGAAACUGGCCAGAGGAAAGGCCGCUUCGAGAGCGAAUACGAUGAAGCUAUCUACGGCAGUGAUGAUGGCUCAGAUGGAUCGGAUGUCUCAGACAACGAAGUCCUCGGCAAGAGCAAGAAAGGGGCAAAGAAAGGCGGAAAGACAUAUAUCGUGGAAGACGAAGACGAACCUCUUGAUCUGCUGGAUCGUAGAGCGCUGGCGAAUAUCUCAUCAACGAAACCGCUCAAGCGACGCGCACCUGGCAAAACGAAAGCAAGGUUUGAUCUGGAUGGCAAAUUGUUACUUGAUGGUGAUAGCGAUGAUGGUGCGAUGGUUCUUGAUACCCCGGCUGAUGACAAAGGAGAUGAUGAAGGUGGCGUGGGCGCAUAUGUGAAAGCUAUCAAGGGGAGAGAUGCAGUUCAGAGAGGCAGAGGUGGAAGACUGAAGUUCUCGAACAAGAGGAGUAAAGAUGAAGACGAUGAGAUGGACGUCGAUGAGGAUGAUCUGAAGGUUGUGAAAAAGCAGAUCGGUGGCAAUUCUCGGGACAACUCCAGGGGCCGAGGUGGCAGAGGCGGUCCGAGAGGAGGCAGAGGUGGGAUUGCUAGUGGAAGGAGAGGAUUGGGCGAAGAAAAACGGCAUGGAAACGGUGGUCACAGAGGCCGUGGCGGAGUCAUAAAAUCACCUCGUGGGAAAGGCAGGAGAUGA